AUGUACCAGUGCCCCUACUGCAAGUUCAGCAACACAGAUCUGAACCGGCUCAGAAUGCACGUGAUGACGCAGCACUCAGUGCAGCCCAUGUUCCGCUGCCCGCUGUGCCAGGACAUGCUCAACAACAAGGUCCACCUGCAGUUCCAUCUCACUCACCUCCACAGCGUGGCACCAGACUGCGUCGAGAAGCUAAUUGCCACAGUGGCAGCAUCAGAAGUACUGCCAGCUAGCAUGUUCAUACCAGUCCCUGGACCAGAGAUAGAUACUCAAACCGCACCUCAGUCCAUGGUCAACUCAAACUCUGAUGACAUUAAGAAACAAACAGAGGUGGCAGAUGUUGAGCCUGAAAAAGGAGUUUGUCUGGCCUCAGACACUGUUGAAGCUCACAAGUCUCCUCUUGAGGAACAGCAGCCUGCAAGAGAUGAUUCCACCGGUUUCCUUUGCUGGAAAAAGGGCUGUAAUAAAGUGUUUAAAUCCUCCAAUGCCCUUCAGAUGCACUUCAAUGAGGUCCACAAUAAAAGGCCCCAACUGCCUGUCUCUGAUCGUCAUGUCUACAAAUAUCGCUGCAACCAGUGUAGUUUGGCAUUCAAGACAAUAGAGAAACUUCAGCUGCAUUCCCAAUACCAUGUAAUCAGAGCAGCCACAAUGUGUUGUUUAUGCCAGCGUAGCUUCAGGACCCUACAGGCACUUAAGAAGCAUCUGGAGACCAAUCACCUGGAGUUGAGUGAAGCUGACAUCCAGCAGCUCUAUGGAGGUUUAUUGAUGAAUGGAGACCUAAUGAUUAUGGGUGAUCCCUCACUUGGAGAGGACCAGGGAGCUCUUCUUGAUGAUGAGAAAGAGGGAGACGAAAGUGACCCAGAGGAAAAGCAAAGCCCAACUGGCAGUGACUCUGGAUCUUUGCAAGAAGAUUCUGGAUCUGAACCCAAACGAGCCCUGCCAUUUAGGAAAGGCCCCAACUUUACUAUGGAGAAGUUUCUAGAUCCAUCCCGUCCUUUCAAGUGUACAGUCUGCAAAGAGUCAUUUACCCAAAAGAAUAUUCUUCUUGUACACUACAACUCUGUGUCUCACUUACACAAAGUCAAAAGAGCCCUACAGGAAUCCACCACCGGUCAGCCAGAGCCUACAAGCAGCCCUGAUAAUAAACCCUUCAAGUGCAGCACUUGCAAUGUAGCAUACAGCCAGAGCUCUACACUGGAGAUUCACAUGCGCUCUGUUCUUCAUCAAACCAAGGCCAGGGCAGCAAAGCUUGAAGCAGCUGGCGGCACAUCUAGUGCUGUUAGCAGCAGUGGCCCAAGCGGAAGCACUUCCAAUAGCACUUCAACCCCAAGCCCUAUUCCAGCCACUAACUCAACAACCAGCUCCAGCAACAGAAGCAGCUCUCCAGCUGGAGCUCAGACAUCACAGAGCAUCAUGGGAGGUAAUCAUCUGUCAAGUCAUUCUCACAAUGUUGAGAAUUUGGGUAACUCAGCCUGUCAUCCCUCUCCUUCUGAGAAUCAUGAAGUGAAAAAGAAGAAAUUUGCAGAUAUGCUAUCUUCGAGGGGUCAUCAGCAACAACUCCAGCAACAGCAGCAGCAGUUGGCCCAGGCUCAAGCACAGGCACAGGCUCAGCUCCAACAAGAGUUCCAGCAGGCUGCUCUCUUUCAGUCCCAGCUUUUUAACCCUCUUUUCCAGCACUUCCCUAUGGCAACAGAAGCUCUUCUCUCUCUUCAGCAACAGCAGCUGCUCUUUCCGUUUUACAUUCCUGGGGCAGAAUUUCAACUGAAUCCAGAAAUGAACCCGAGUACCUCUUCAUUGAACUUGAGCGGAUCUACUGCUUCACUAUUGGAAGAACAGAAAAACUCUGCCCAGCAGGCCCAGCAGAGCUGCUUACAACAACAGCUUAUGCACCACCACCUUCAGCAACAGCACCAAGCUCAUUCCCACUCCCAAGUAUCAAGCCAAAUGGCUUUACUUCAGCAGAGUGCCCUUUCUCACCCUGUAGACAAAAAGCCAAAGCGAUCUCCUCACACUGAGAAAGAAAGGGAGCUGCCAAAGGAUAAAGAAAUUAGUGAUAAAGCUGAGGAUCAUGUUCCAAAAGAUAUGUCAGACAAGUCCAAAGAAAAAAAAGAUGCUCCUCAAGCUGUUGUAAAUGUGAACCAUGACUCUGGAUUUCACCCUCCAAGGAUUGCCUCAGAUGCCCGAGGGAAUGCCACCAAAGCCCUACUGGAGAAUUUUGGCUUUGAGUUAGUAAUUCAGUACAAUGAGAACAAGCAAAAAGCACAAAGAAAGCCAACAGGAUCUCUGUCAGUAUGCAGUGGGCAAGCUGGUAUCACCAGAAUAGUUAAUCCCAUUGAAGGAUUAGAGAAACUGGAGUGUGAGACUUGUGGUAAGCUCUUUUCCAACAUAUUGAUUCUCAAGAGUCAUCAGGAGCAUAUCCACCAGGCUUUCUUUCCAUUCAGAUUCCUAGAGAGAUUUGCCAAAGAGUACAGAGAACAAUAUGACAAGCUGUACCCAUUGAGACCUCAGACACCCGAAGCUGCUCCACCUCCUCCACCACCUCCACCUCCACCCCCACCUCCGCCUCCCCAAAGGGUACCAACACCAAAUAUACCCGUUUCUGCUCCUACCCUGAACCCACCAACUGCUCCAACCCCUCAGCCUUCAGUUCCACUGGCCCAAAUUCCAAUGCCAAUGGAUCUCCCUCUCUUCUCUCCCCUUAUGAUGCAGCCCAUGUCACUCCAGUCAUUACCUUCUCAGAUUCCUGCCCAACUGCCUGCUGUGGAGCCCAGUCUGGCCACUGAUCUGGCCCAGCUCUACCAACAGCAACUUACCCCUGCCAUGUUGCAGCAACAGAAUAAGAGACCCCGCACCCGUAUCACAGAUGACCAGCUAAGGGUGCUCCGCCAAUAUUUCGAUAUCAACAACUCUCCCAACGAGGACCAAAUUAAGGAAAUGGCAGAUAAAUCAGGACUCCCCCAGAAAGUCAUCAAGCACUGGUUCCGCAAUACACUCUUUAAAGAGCGACAACGCAACAAAGACUCACCUUAUAAUUUUAACAACCCUCCAAUUACAACCCUAGAAGAUACCAAAAUUGAUUCAAAGCCACCCUCCCCUGAGCCUCAAAAGCCAGAAUCAUUUGGAAAUAAGAGGUCCUCAAGGACAAGGUUCACAGACUACCAGCUGAGGGUACUGCAGGAUUUCUUUGAUGCUAAUGCUUAUCCUAAAGAUGAUGAAUUUGAGCAGUUAUCCAAUCUUCUGAGCCUUCCAACUCGAGUCAUUGUUGUGUGGUUCCAAAAUGCCAGACAGAAAGCCCGUAAAAAUUAUGAGAACCAGGGAGAUGGAGGAAAAGAAGGUGACCGACGCGAGUUAUCCAAUGACCGAUACAUUCGUACUACCAACUUAAACUAUCAGUGCAAGAAGUGCAGCCUGGUUUUCCAGCGCAUAUUUGACCUUAUUAAACACCAAAAGAAGCUCUGUUACAAAGAUGAGGAGGAAGACUGGCAGUAUGACAGUCUAAAUGAGGACUCUUUGGAUCUCUCUCAUGAAUACUAUACUCUAUCUGGAUCAUCAGGUCAAACACCAAUGCCCUCAUCUUCAAGCCUCUGCCCUCUUCCCCCUUCAUCCACUGCAUUCUCUCACAUCACAUCAUCUGAAAAGGAGGAGCCUACACAGAGUAACACAUCAAACUCUUUUGAUGAAAAAUCAAAGCACUCUUCAGAAGCAUCAUUCGCCCAAAGAGAGCAGACAUCUUUGAAACAGGAAACCAUUCAUCCAUCUGAGACUCCACAGCAGAGACCACAAAGAGAGGAAAAGACACAUACAGUCCCAAAGAAUCCAAAGCUUUCUUCACCUUCCCUGUCCCAACAGCAUAGUGGUCCCUCCAUUUCACAUACCAGUCAGACCACCCAGAGUUCCCACAUGGCCCUUAAUCCUCAUUUAGCCUCUGCCUCACAGCAGCAGUUGGCCCAGCAAAUGAUCCCGUACCAGUGUGAGCAGUGCAAACUUGCCUUCCCUUCAUUUGAACACUGGCAGGAACACCAGCAACUGCAUUUCCUGAGUGUCCAAAAUCAGUUCAUUCAUCCUCAGUUUUUGGAUCGCCCAAUGGACAUGUCCUUCAUGUUGUUUGAUCCUAGCAAUCCUCUGCUUGCUAGCCAGCUCCUUGCAGGAGCAAUACCUCAAAUGUCCAGCAACUCUGCCACCUCCCCAUCAACACCUACAUCCACUAUGAACUCCCUGAAGAGGAAAUUGGAGGAGAAGGCAGGAACUAGUCCAGGAGAAAGUGACAGCAUGAAUAGUGGAGAGGAGCCACAACGAGACAAGCGCCUCCGAACCACUAUUACACCAGAGCAACUAGAGAUUCUGUACCAGAAAUAUUUGCUUGACUCCAAUCCUACUCGUAAAAUGCUUGACCACAUUGCUCAUGAAGUGGGGCUUAAAAAACGAGUGGUACAGGUAUGGUUCCAAAACACAAGAGCCAGAGAAAGAAAAGGUCAGUUUCGGGCUGUUGGGCCAGCUCAAGCCCACCGGCGCUGCCCAUUUUGUCGAGCCCUAUUCAAAGCUAAAACUGCCCUCGAGGCCCAUAUUCGUUCACGCCACUGGCACGAGGCUAAACGUGCUGGUUACAACCUAGCGCUUUCCGGUAUGCUACCUGAACAGGAGGCCAUGCAGUUGAAGAUGGAUCCUCUGGAUAUCUCCAGCUAUGCUCAUCUUGCCCAGUCUAACAAUGAUGUGCAAAGUUCAUCACUGUCACCUGUGAGCAAAAUCAUGGACUUGUCUCCCAGGGCUCUUCUGAGCCCAACAUCUAUCAAGGUUGAGGGAGCAGAGGAGUUUGAAAGCCCAACCAUUUCCUCAGUAAACACAAACUUUGAUCAAAAUAAACUUGAUAAUGAUGAUUGUUCUUCUGUGAAUACAGCCAUCACUGACACUACCACAGGUGAUGAGGCAAAUGUUGACAAUGAUAGUGCUGGUGCAAAGCACAGCCAUAACAGUGGAGAUUUUCUCUCCAAGUCUGGGGGCGCAGUCCCCUCCAUUGAGAACGAUGAACAGAUGUCCUCAGGACUAGUGAGCCCUGCAACAAGCUUCUACACAAAAGACUUUGAAAAUGAAAAUAUGAUAGACUACAGUGAAACAUCUAGCCUGGCUGACCCUUGUUCACCAAGUCCAGGAGCCUCUGGAAGCAGAAGCAUUGAUAGUGGAGACAGGCCUGGUCAAAAGCGCUACCGAACACAGAUGACUAAUCUUCAGCUUAAGGUGCUCAAGUCCUGCUUCAGUGAUUAUAGGACUCCAACCAUGCUGGAGUGUGAGGUACUUGGAAAUGACAUUGGACUUCCAAAGAGAGUUGUUCAGGUCUGGUUUCAAAAUGCUCGUGCUAAGGAAAAGAAAGCUAAGCUCAGCAUGGCUAAGCACUUUGGUAUCAACCAGACUUCUUACGAGGGACCUAAGACAGAAUGCUCUCUGUGUGGUGUUAAAUACAGUGCUCGUCUCUCAGUGCGAGACCACAUCUUUUCCCAGCAACACAUCUACAAAGUAAAGGAUACCAUUGGAAGCCAGCUUGAUAAAGAGAAAGAGUACUUUGAUCCAGCAACGGUUCGUCAGCUGAUGGCACAGCAGGAGAUGGAUCGUAUCAAGAAAGCAAAUGAGGUCCUGGGACUAGCACAACAACAAGCCAUGCAGCAACAAGGGAUGUUUGACACACCUGCCUUGCAAGCCUUGAACCUUCAAUCAGGUUACCCAAAUCUACAGGGAAUCCCCCCUGUUCUCCUGCCAGGUGUUGGUGGUCCCUCCAUACCAGGCUUUAACUCAUCCAACUCAGCUUUAACCUCUCCAAAACCUCCAAACCUCCUGAACAUGCCUGGUGCCAGUGUACCCUCACCUAGUCUCCCCACAUCUGGUUUACCCAACAAGACCCCUUCCUCCUCUUCAUUGGCCUCACCCAGCCAAGCUCAGGCCAGCACAUCUGUCGCCCAUUCUAGCCCUACCCCCACAUCUACAUCAAACUCUUUGAUGACCCAGCCAGGCCCUCGUCAAGAAGCUCCCAAAGAUCGUUAUCCUGAGAGGGCCAGGGUGAAAGAGAAACCCAAAGAGAAGGCUGAGAAGCCCCCCACACCAUCCUCAGCUGGGGGUACUCCUGCUCCCUCCACUUCUGCUGCCAGUGCCAAGAAAGAAAAACCAGACACUGCUGUUCCGGCCACCUCAAUGCCAACACCUGGCAUGGAGUAUGUGGUCGAUACUGCCCAACUUCAAGCUCUACAAGCAGCUUUAGCUUCAGAUCCAACAGCUCUGCUAACAAGUCAGUUCUUGCCCUACUUUAUGCCUGGUUUCUCUCCGUAUUAUGCCCCUCAGAUACCAGGUGUUCUUCAAGGUGGAUAUCUUCAGCCCAUGUAUGGCAUGGAAAGUCUUUUCCCCUACAACCCAGCAUUAUCACAGGCCCUGAUGGGGCUGUCACCAGGAUCUCUGCUUCAACAUUACCAGCAAUAUCAACAGAGCCUGCAGGAGGCACUUCAGCAGCAGCAGCAGCAGCUUCAGCAGAUCCAGCAACCCAAAGCAAGCCAAACUUCAAAAAACUCGGUGUACUGUAAGGACUCUGCCAAAGAUCCAGUAAAAACAGAGGAGCAAAAGAGCACUCCCUCAGUUGAAGCCUCUUCCUCUUCCACUCACAACAACCUUGUCACCGAGCAGCAUGAAGUGGAUGGCAAACGGGCAGACCUCCAUCUUGACCAAUAUAUCAUCCCCAAAGUUCAGUAUCGGCUGGCGUGCCGCAAGUGUCAAGCUGUCUUCAGCAAGGAGGAAGCGGCUAUCAGCCACCUCAAGUCAAUUUGUUUUUUUGGUCAGUCUGUGGCAAACCUGCAAGAGAUGUUGCUUCGGGUCCCCAACAGUGGGAAUGCAGCAGAGGGCGGCCUCUAUGACUGCCUCGCCUGUAACACCACACUAGAAGGGGACAAAGCGCUCAGUCAACACCUGGAUUCAGCCUUGCACAAACACAGAACAAUCAAGAGAUCCAGAAAUGCCAAAGAGCACGCUACUAAUUUAUUACCUCACUCUUCAGCCUUCUUCCCCAAUCCUAACACCGCAUCUACCUCGCAGUCUGCCACUCACUCAAACAACACCCCAUCCCCUCCGCCAACAACGUCAGCCACCACACCAUCCUCAUCAGCAUCUGCAUCUUCAUGCACCUCCUCCUCCUUCACAGUCACUCCACUCAACACAACAGCUACAGGCAAAUCAUGGUCCCAGACCCCUUUAUCCAGAGCUUUAGCUGGGAAGCCCAAUCCCUCUUCGUCUGCAUUAUCUUCUUUUCCUCCAGUUUCCUCUCCUUCAACGGUUACCUCAAGUUCAUUGAGCACCUCAGGGCUAAAUCUCUUUGUCACAAGGGGUUUCUCACCUUUGGUUGGUGCAGCAUUGACCAAAAUCGAAGAGAAAUCUGGGAGUUCUAAGAAACAGGAAGUUGAAGAGGUACCUCUGCAGUUCCUCUUUGCUCUUCCAUACCCCCUACUGUCUGGACUCGAGGAGUUCAAGGAGUGUAAGGAUGCUGAGAUGGGCUUCAGCAUCCCCGACUGA
Messenger RNA from Sinocyclocheilus anshuiensis, 7536 nucleotides. RefSeq names its product zinc finger homeobox protein 3-like. NCBI's taxonomy places the organism in Eukaryota, Metazoa, Chordata, Actinopteri, Cypriniformes, Cyprinidae. Gene Ontology annotation, cellular component: nucleus. The record is from RefSeq and is a predicted model, not a curated record. Gene Ontology annotation, molecular function: RNA polymerase II cis-regulatory region sequence-specific DNA binding; DNA-binding transcription factor activity, RNA polymerase II-specific; zinc ion binding. The transcript has 7 exons. The coding region runs from base 1 to 7536 and encodes 2511 amino acids. Gene Ontology annotation, biological process: regulation of neuron differentiation; regulation of transcription by RNA polymerase II.